Molecule: messenger RNA, 2670 nt
Organism: Moneuplotes crassus
Lineage: Eukaryota; Ciliophora; Spirotrichea; Euplotida; Euplotidae
Source: the annotation of a GenBank genome assembly
AUGCUCUCUUAUAAGCUCCAGAAUGUAUUGGGUGUAGUCUACAGAGGAGGUAACCUUACCUUCACUCAUGAUGACAGAGACUUACUCUUAUCCCCAGUAGGAAAUAAAAUUACUCUAUUUGACCUGAAGAAUAACAAGAGUCAAACACUCCCUUUCGAGUGUAGGAGUAAUAUUGACAGAAUUGCACUCUCUCCGAACGGAAAGAUCCUUAUCAUGGUUGAUAUUGAUGGAUAUGGGCUGAUUGUCAACUUCAGACAAAGAGUUAUCCUUGCUCAUUUCAACUUCAGGGCAGCAGUCUCUGCAUUAGCAUUCAGCCCUGAUAACAAAUUCUUCGCGAUUGCUACUGACACAAGGAUCAGGAUUUUUGAGACACCCAGUUUGAAGAAAACCUUCGCACCAUUAUCACUAUUCAAGAAGUACAAUAGGAUGCAUACAGGGAAUGUGAUCAGCAUGAACUGGUCGGACGACUCAAGGUUCAUCGUGUCCACUUCUGAAGACAUGACUGUGAAAUUAUUCUCUCUUCAUAAACUAGACGGGUUUAUCCCAAUAACUUUUAGUGGAAAUAAGCACCCAAUCGUGAAUGCCUUCUUUAAUCAGACAACUGAGAGGAUCUUCUCACUUGCCAAGGAUGGAACCAUCCUUCUCUGGAAGUGGGUUGAUGACCGGUCAGAAGAGUUCAAAGAACAACUCAGAUUUAGCUACAAAAAGAGUGUCAAAAGAGUCAAGGUUGAAGAAGAAGACAGCCAAGAUGAAGAAGAAGACGAGGAAACUGAGAAUCCCUACUUAAGCGAAUUCGAGCAGAAGAUUCUCAAAGGCAGAUAUGUACUAGAGAAGAAGCACAAAAUCAAACUUGAAGGCAAUGCCAAAGUUGUGAUAGUACAGGCUUCUGAGAAAAUUUUAGCAGUCGGGUGCUCAAAUGGAACCUUUUCUUUGUAUAAUAUUGAUAACCUUGAGCCUGUCCAUGCCUUCCAGAUUUCAGAGAAUAAGAUCUCAAGUCUAGUUAUUAAUCACUCAGGAGACUGGAUCGCAAUGGCGAGUGAUAAGCUCGGCCAACUCUUUGUGUGGGAAUGGAAAUCUGAAUCUUAUAUUCUGAAGCAGCAAGGACAUACAGUUGAUGUUGAGCAUCUAGCUUACUCUCCAGAUGGAACAUAUUUGGCAACAGCAGGAGAUGAUUGUAAAAUUAAAGUAUGGAAUACUGACAAUUCAUUCUGUUUUGUCACAUUUAGUGAGCAUAAAGCAGCUAUUACUGGGCUAGAGUUCAUCACAAAUAAAGGAAAUGCUAUUGUAUCAGCUUCUAAGGAUGGAACAGUGAGAGCUUUUGAUUUGAUCCGGUACAGAAAUUUCAGAACUUUCACAACUCCAAAGCCAGUUCAGUUCACAAGUUUAGCUUGUGAUGGAACAGAUAUUGUAUGUGCUGGUGCCUUUGAUCCUUAUGAUAUCUAUAUGUGGUCCAUCAGGACAGGAGACCUAUUGGACGUCCUCUCUGGUCACACUGGACCAGUCUCAACCCUAAAAUUUGCUCCUACUGCUGACACUUUCCUUGUCUCUGGAUCAUGGGAUAGGACUGCAAGAAUUUGGAAUAUUUUUACCAAAAACACUCCUGUUGAGAUAAUCUACGAAGGAGCUGAUCAAGUGACUUCAUUAGACAUCAACUCAAGUGGCAAAGAGAUUUCUAUUGCUUUGCUCAGUGGUCAAGUAAUCAUCUAUGAUAAGGAGGAUGGAAGUUCCAGAACCACUCUUGACUGCUAUAAUGAUAUCAGAGGUGGAAGGCUCUCUGACGACAGAAAUAUUUCCAAGAGAUCCACAAAGAACAACUUUUUCAACUCUAUCUGUUAUAACUCAACUGGGGAGUUCAUUAUUGGAGGAGGAAAUAGUAAGAAUCUCUGCAUGUACAAUAUUCAUCACAAGGUUCUGAUGAAGAGAUUUGUAAUCACUGAGAACAGGUCUCUUGAUGGUGUCCUGAACAAACUCAAUUCAAAGAAGAUUACAGAAUUUGGAGAAGAGGAAAAAGAUGAGCUCAGUGAUGCUGAGUGGGACAAGACCGAUGCUGACAAUCUCCCAGGAGUCAAAAAGCCGAAUACUAUUAAGAGGAGAACUAAACUUGCUGUCCGUGUUAAGGAUGUCAAGUUCUCUCCUGAUGGCAAGUCUUUUGCCUGAGCUACAACAGAAGGAAUCAUUAUUUAUGGAAUAAAUAAUAACCAAAGUUUCUCUCCAAUUGACUUAGACAUUGAAGUAACCCUCGAAAAUUUGAUGGGCGAGCUGAAGAAAAGGAAUUACCUUGAGGCAAUUGUGAUGGCAUUGAAAUUUAACCAGGCUAAGAUUAUUGAGAAGACAUUUGAGUUAAUUCCUACCUCCUCAAUUCCAAUCAUCAGUUCAAAUUUCCCAGUUAAUUACAUUGAGAAGCUCAUGACAUUCUUGGCAUAUGAGCUUGAGCAUAGUGUGAAUAUAGAGCUUGCUCUUACUUGGUGCAAGAAUUUACUAAAAUAUAACGAUGAACUGAUCCAUAAUUUGAAAGAGCAGAAGCAGGGCUUUGUCAAAGCUAUUCAUAGAGCAUUGAAGUUCUACGAGAAUACCUUGCUCAAAAUCACCAAUGAGAACCUCUACUCUUUGAAAUUCUUAAUGUUUGAGGAACCUCAAGAAGAAGCUGAUGAGGAAUUAAUAGAAACAUAA